UAGUCAGAAUGACGGAGAGAGAGCAGCGGUCACACCUGGAGAGAGCUGCAUGGAACCACACUCGCUGGAGGGGAGAGAGGGAGAGGGGGAUGAUCGGGAGGGGAGAGGAGGAGGAGGAGACGGCUACUGGCACAACAGCAUGGGAGGAGAUGAGAUGCUUGAUUCGGGCUUAGGGUUCGUGAUGGAAGACGUGGAGUUAGACUCUGGCUUCUUUGUUGAGGGGGCGGACUUUGAGGUGAGCGCGUGCGGGCAGACCGGAACAGACUGGGGUGGAGAGAGGGGAGAGGAGGAGGAGACGAUGAUGAACGAAGUGGAGGAAAAGUGGUUGCCCAUGAGGCCAAGGAGGGGACUGCCAGACUGUCUGUCCGAAAGCAAGGAACUGCGGAUGGAGGAGGAGGGAGAGAAGGAGGGAGAGACGGAUGAGGACGGGGCGGAAGAGACGGAGGAGGAACCGGUUCAGAACGGAGAGAUGGAGUUAGAUCUAGAGGUAUUGGUGGAUGGACAAGGAGAGGGAGGAGGCGGUGCAGGGAUGGAUGGCGAGGCGGCUGGAGGCGUAGAGGCGGUGUUGGAGGUGCGUCUGUGCCCGGUCGAGGAGGGUGGAGGUCUGAUGAAGAUCUCUCUGGAGGAGGUGGAGAGAUACUACCACUUCUGUCGAUGUUGCCAUUGGCUACACAAUGAGAUCAUGCAGCAGGAGAGCAGUCCUCUGUGGGCCGCUGACAUCACUCCUGACCUCAGGAAGCAGUUUGCCUUCCUCUCAGGGGGCCGAGGACAGAACGGCAGCCCCAUCAUCGUGUUCCCAGAGUUCCCUGCUUUUGGCGAGAUCCAGAAGAGAGAGUUCCAUAACGUGCUCACCUACCUGACCAGCGUCCCCAGUGUGGCGGCGACAGGGGUCGGCUUCAUCCUGGUCAUCGACCGGCGGCAGGACCGAUGGGCGGCCGUCAAGGCAACCCUGCUACGCAUCGCAGGCUCGUUCCCAGGGAACCUGCAGUUGGUUCUGGUUUUGAGGCCCACCACGCUGUUCCAGCGCGCCCUCUCUGACAUCCUCUUCAAGUUCAACAAGGAUGAGUUCAAGAUGAAGGUUCCGGUGAUCAUGAUCAGCUCUGUGACAGAGCUCCACUCCUACAUAGAUAGAACCCAGCUGAGCCAGGACCUGGGGGGAGCCCUGGAGUACUGCCAUGAGAAGUGGAUCUCUCACCGCACUGCCAUCGAGGGCUUUGCUGUGAUGGUGAAGAGGACAGCCCAGGCCUUGCAGACGUUUGGGACGGAGCUGGCAGAGACUGAGCUGCCCAACAACAUCCAGGCCACGUCCAAGUUGCUGCAAACACACACCAGCAAGAGAGACAGGAUGAAGGAUGACAUGCUGGUAGCUCUGGGCCAGGGCAGCAUGUUGCUGGAGAGCAUCAACGAGCCUGUGGUCAGAGACCGGGACUACAACAUGAACCAGGACGAGCUGGAGAACCUGGCCACCGUGCAGAGACUGCUGUCUCAGCUAGAUGAGACAGAGCGAGCGUUUGAUGAGUUCUGGGCUCGACACCAGACCAAGCUGGAGCAGUGUUUGCAGCUGCGCCACUUUGAACACAGCUACCGAGAGGUCCGGGCGCUGUUGGAGCAGGUUUCUGAGAAGCUGAUGGCGUUCUCCGAGGUGGGGAUAAGCCCCGCCCACGCCGACCACAUAUUCAGAGAGCUGAUCAACCACGAGGAGAAAGCUUGUGAGGUUCUGGACCAGGCCCUGGCUCUGGCCCACCAGGGGGACGAGUUGAUCCAGAAGUCCCACUACGCCGAGGAUUCCAUCCAGCCCAAAUGCAGCGAGCUCCGAGCCGUCAGCGAGGAUUUCAGCGGCCGUCUGAAGGCCAAGAAGGAGCACCUGCUCAAGGCCAUCGAGCUGCACCAGAACCUGGAGAGGGCAGCUAAGUGGUGUGAUGACGGCAUCUACCUGCUGGCCUCCCAGCCAGUGGACAAGUGUCAGUCCCACGAGGGGGCGGAGUCAGCCCUGCGCGAGCUGGAGCGUUACCUGGAUACGGCGGAGCAAAACACGCUGGCGGACCAGGACUCCGUCGCCAGGGACUACCAGAGCAUCCUCAGCCAGGAGUUCAGGGACCAGGUGGAGAAGCUUCUGCUGAAGCAGGCGUCCAUGCAGGAGAUGUUUGACAAGAGGAGGGUGAGUCUGAAGAAGCUGGCUGCCAAGCAGACCAGACCGGUGCAGCCUGUGGCCCCCAGACCUGAGGCCUUCACCAAGUCUCCUCUCACAUCACCAGCACACAGAGUCCAGCCGGAGAAGAACAGCAUAGAUGAAUCAGACAAUGCAGUUGGCUGUAAAACAAGGGAGGGGCUACAGCGGAGUGACAGCACCAGCAGACACGCCUCCCUGUCAGAGGAGGAGGAGAACCUGGCUGUUCUCAGGAGACAUGUGAUGAACGAGCUGCUGGAGACAGAGAGAGCCUACGCAGAGGAGCUCCUGUGUGUGCUGCAGGGCUAUGCCUCUGAGAUGGACAACCCCUCCAUGGCCCACCUCAUCCCAGGCCCGCUGCAGAACAAGAAGGACGUGCUGUUUGGCAACAUGUCUGAGAUCUACCUCUUCCACAAGAGGACGUUCCUGACAGAGUUGGAGCAAUACACAGACUGUCCUGAGUUGGUGGGGCGCUGUUUCCUGGAGAGGAUGACAGACCUGCAGAUCUAUGAGCAGUACUGCCAGAACAAGCCUCGCUCUGAGAGCCUGUGGAGAAGCUGCUCUGACUGCGCUUUCUUCCAGGAGUGUCAGAAGAAGCUGGAACACAAGCUGGGGCUGGACUCCUACCUGCUGAAGCCUGUCCAGAGGAUCACCAAGUACCAACUGCUGCUCAAGGAGAUGCUGAAGUACAGUAAGGGCUGUGAAGGCACUGAGGACCUGCAGGAGGCACUGACCUCCAUCCUGGGCAUCCUGAAGGCCGUCAACGACUCCAUGCACCUCAUCGCCAUCACCGGAUACGAGGCCAACCUGUCGGACCUGGGCCGUCUCCUGAUGCAGGGAUCCUUCAGCGUGUGGACGGAGCACAAGAAGGGUCACGCCAAGGUCAAGGACCUGGCGCGCUUCAAGCCCAUGCAGAGGCACCUGUUCCUGCACGAGAAGGCCCUGCUGUUCUGCAAGAGGAGGGAGGAGAGCGGGGAGGGCUACGAGAAGGCCCCCUCCUACAGCUACAAACAGAGCCUCAAUAUGAGUGCUGUAGGCAUCACUGAGAACGCCAAGGGAGACAACAAGAAGUUUGAGAUCUGGUGCAACUCCAGAGAGGAGGUCUACAUCGUACAGGCGCCCACGGCGCAGGUGAAGACCACAUGGGUGAACGAGAUCCGGAAGGUUCUGACCACACAGCUGGAGGCCUACAGAGAAGCCAGCCAACAGAGGGCGGCAGACCAGGUGUUCCAGUUCCCCCCCGUCAGCAUCAGUCCUUUUAAGACGGGCCAGAGAAGCUUCAAGAAGGGAGACGAGAGGAAGGGAGAGCCAAGCAGCCCUGAUGCCAACUCCUCCUCCUGCUCCCCCAAGUCCUUGGAGAAAGGAAAAGAUGAGGCAGUGACCAGCCCAACAUAUGACAGGGCCGCCUCGGUUAAAAAGCGUUUUACCUUGCAGGGCUUCAGCAAUCUCAAGGGGCAGAGAGAGCCCUACCCAUCUGACGACAAAAGCUUAACUUUACCCAUGAUGCCCUACUCUCCACCAGGCUCUCUCUCCAGCCCCGACCACAAGACCAAACGGCAUGAGAUAAAGAGCGACCCCACGCCGUUCGGCUUCAAAGGCUGGACAAAGGCUUCACUCUCAUUGGACGCAUCGGAGGAGAAUGACGGUUAUUCCAGUGCUGAGGAUCCAAUGAACUCCGACCCUGAGGAUGAGAGCAGAAAGAAAGUGACCGCUGGGAAAUACACGGUGGUGUCUGACUACGAGAGGGCGGGGUCCCAGGAGCUGUCAGUCAAGAGUGGAGACGUGGUGCAGCUGGUCAAGGAGGGGGAGGAGGGACAGUGGUUUGUCCGUAACCUGAAGACCAGUAAGGAGGGCUGGCUGCCUGCUGCCAACCUUCUCACGGUCAUAGAAGAGUCCAAGUCCUGCCAUUCCCUCAGCUCAGAGGGCAGUGGUUCAGGGAACCUCAGUGCGUCCUCCAGCUGUAGUGAAACCUACACCAGCUACUCUGAGAUCAAGCCGUGACUCCUCCACCUGCCCCUGGACCCAGGCUCUACACCUCCCGCCUCCACCCUGAGCCCUGGAGCCCUGGAGCCCAGCCCUGAAGCAUGGCCCCCAGGCUCCCUCUAGGCUCCCUCAGCCAGAUGUACUGUGAUAGCACUUUCUCUUUAACAGCAGAACCCCCCCCCCUCCCCCCACACACACACACACUACUCCCUCAAAGCCAAUCAGAUUAGCAGAAUGCUGGUCAGCUGCUACAACUGGGUUUAUCCAAGAACUGACUACAACCUCCCAUCCAUGUAUGUAUAUCAUAGAAAUGACCUGUUCUGACGUGAUCCAAAACCAUGCUGUGAUGUCCCCUAUAAAAGAGUAGCCACGCAAAUACCGUAAUGCGGGCUGGAACACUUUGCACCUUCUACAGAGUGAACUUUGGCGCCCCUGUGGUUAAAUGGUAAUCACAGUGUCGCUGGAUGGAGUUGUAGAUAAGCGGAUAUCCCUCCGCUACUCUAUCUGCUUGGAGCGCGACUGUGAGCAAGUUGAUUGUAGUAGAUCUUUGAGUUAAGACAGUAGUUUUAGCAUCUCAGUGGCGUAUACAGCUCAGUUUUGGUCUGUGACGUAUUCCUGUCUGCACACGCGAAAGACUGCAUUUAAAAUGUGGUUGUAAAUAAAAUUGUAACUAUGAAUGACAUGAAAAAUAGACAUGGUUUAAGAUUUCAGAUUGCUGCUCGAAGAGUGUUAGUCGCUGCGGUAACCAACCGUAUUUUCCCCUCGUGCAACAUUUGUGUAUAUUUGAAUGAAUGAUAGGAAGGGGAAUAGCGACGUGGUGGCUGUGUUUUCUAUGACUGAGGCAUCUGUCGUCUCUGAUGCCAUCCGCUUAUCUUUCUCACGUCUCUGUCAUUUGUCUUUUUCUUGUUCAAAACAUUUCACUUUUGUUUUAAAAAGCUAUUUGCAUUGAUAUAUUGGCUGGCAACUGAUUUUUCUUCAUGUUACUUUCUAAACUGUCGUUUUACAUCUGUGAUGUGUGUCCAUCACAAAUUAAACUGACAUAAAAAGUUAUGUGAUACGACUAUAACAUUGAAACAGUUUAGCCAUUGUAUUUGUGUAAAACAAAACAAAAAAAAACAUCUAUAUUGUGAACAACUCAGAAAACAGUGUAGGUUUAACUUAUUACAAAGGCCACAUGUAUGUAUUGUAGAUAAUGUUCAUUAUCAUCACCAGAUGUUUAUGAAAUCGGAGAUGUUCUAUUGUAUAUUAAGAUUCACAACAGUUGUGAAUGUAUUGGUUAGUCAGUUGUUGUUUUUUUUAUAAAGGACUUGUAGUAAUAAACAUUAUUUUCUUGUCUUAUAUUUAAUCGACACUAUCCAAUAAGAGUCAAAUACGGUGGCCAAGAGGUGUCAAAGGGACUGCACAUCCAAAACGUGAAUAACACAAGA
Molecule: messenger RNA, 5577 nt
Organism: Hypomesus transpacificus
Lineage: Eukaryota; Metazoa; Chordata; Actinopteri; Osmeriformes; Osmeridae
Product: guanine nucleotide exchange factor DBS-like
Exons: 33
Coding region: 50-4168 (1372 amino acids)
Biological process (GO): positive regulation of Rho protein signal transduction; intracellular signal transduction
Cellular component (GO): cytoplasm; extrinsic component of membrane
Molecular function (GO): protein binding; guanyl-nucleotide exchange factor activity
Source: RefSeq, a predicted model, not a curated record